GACCCGGCCCGGCUCGGCCCGGCCCGGCUCGGGGGCAGCGCGGGCUGAGCCGGGCUCGCUGUCCCUGUGCAGAGAGACAACUGGGCCGUGGAGGAGGUGAUCCGGAUCCCGGCCAAGGACGUGUCGGGCUGGAUCAUGCCCAAGAUGCCAGCCUUCAUCGCCGACCUCGUCAUCAGCCCGGACGACCGGUUCCUGUACGUGUGCAAUUGGCUGCACGGGGACAUCCGGCAGUACGAGCUGGCCAGGAACUGCAAGCCCCGGCUGGUGGGGCAGGUGUUCGUGGGGGGCAGCAUCCUGCGAGGGGGCCCCGUGACCGUGUGCAGGGACGAGGAGCUCAAGUGCCAGCCCGAGCCGCUGGUGGUCAAGGUGAGCGGGGACAGGGCCGGCAGCGCCGGGGGGCUUGGGGGGA
Onychostruthus taczanowskii (white-rumped snowfinch) is the source of this 409-nucleotide messenger RNA. RefSeq names its product methanethiol oxidase-like. The transcript is spliced from 3 exons. NCBI's taxonomy places the organism in Eukaryota, Metazoa, Chordata, Aves, Passeriformes, Passeridae. Gene Ontology annotation, molecular function: selenium binding; protein binding. The record is from RefSeq and is a predicted model, not a curated record. The annotation marks the transcript as partial.